GCGUGAACAACCCCAAAGCACAAAGACGCAACGAGGUUCAUUGUUGGGGGCCAGAUUGCCAGCAUCUACACGGCGCCCUAUCAAGUUAGGUUGUACAGCAGGAGACAAUCUAAUGGCUAUCCGUGGUCAACUUGUGGAGGAACGCUUAUCACCAACAGAUGGCUGCUUACCGCUGCGCACUGCACUAUAAGAAAGCAGCCAAAUGAUCUUCCUCUUAUGGUUGCCGGAAGUCUGGACCUGUAUAACCUAGCUGGUGCACAAUAUCGAUGGACUGGAAAAGUAAUAACUCAUCCCAACUACAAUGCGCGUACAGCGGAGAACGACAUCGCCCUAAUAAAAGUGACGAGUCCUUUUAGCAGCACUAACAAAGUACGUCCUCUUACCAUAGCACAGUUCACCUCAGACACAGCAGGACAGCUAAUGCAAGCCAGUGGCUUCGGUACCACCGGUAAGAAUGAGUUGUGUCUACUAAUCACGAUUGUCAGGUGUAUUAAACGUCGUUUCAAUAGAUUUCGAAUGUACCUGGUAGAAUCCGAUCGGAAAAGUUUACCUUUUUUCUCAGUAUCCCGUCACAAUUCUCCAGCUAAGCUGCAUGGCGUCGUAUCGUGGGGCUACGGCUGCGGCAGUUCUCAUAACCCGGGAGUGUACACGCGCGUGGCAAGCUACUACACGUGGAUCACGAACACGAUUCGGGACAACUAAACAGCGUGUUGCGUUGUUGUCACCACGCCUGUGAACUUGUCACGUGAGCUCUUAAAAUGUCACGUGACAGGCGCCGGCGAUGGAG
Messenger RNA from Priapulus caudatus, 787 nucleotides. RefSeq names its product cationic trypsin-3-like. The transcript has 6 exons. Lineage: Eukaryota; Metazoa; Priapulida; Priapulimorpha; Priapulimorphida; Priapulidae. Gene Ontology annotation, molecular function: serine-type endopeptidase activity. Gene Ontology annotation, biological process: proteolysis. The record is from RefSeq and is a predicted model, not a curated record. The coding region runs from base 217 to 702 and encodes 161 amino acids.